Perca fluviatilis (European perch) is the source of this 3305-nucleotide messenger RNA. It is a transcript of the gene sys1, whose product is annotated as SYS1 golgi trafficking protein. Lineage: Eukaryota; Metazoa; Chordata; Actinopteri; Perciformes; Percidae. The coding region runs from base 423 to 893 and encodes 156 amino acids. The record is from RefSeq and is a predicted model, not a curated record. Gene Ontology annotation, biological process: protein localization to Golgi apparatus; Golgi to plasma membrane protein transport; Golgi to endosome transport. Gene Ontology annotation, cellular component: Golgi membrane; trans-Golgi network. The transcript has 4 exons.
CAUCGUGGACAGAAUACACGUAGCUAUCAUAUAGGCAGUUGUGAGAUUUUAUGUCUCAGUUGUUUGCAGGAAACUAAUUUCAAAGGGAACUCCGUACACAUUUUGUUAGUGAUACAUCUAUGGUAUUUUCCUUUGAAAAUAAAUUGUUAGCUGUUAAGUUUUCUUUCCGGAUACUCCGCCGAGACUUCCGUGUUGUUAACAAGCUACAGAUAGCUGAGAUUAGCAGGCCCGGUUAAUUAACAGUAGAGUUUAGAAAACAGUAAGCAACCGAAGCCAUUGUCGUUAAUACGACACCCUGAAACAUUUCUUGUUCAGUACUCAGAUUUUGAGAGCACACGCAGGUCACACUGGAUGGCCCAGCUGGUAACAGUUGGGGCCAGCUGUCAACAACCUUGGAGCCUGUACUGUAACAUCAGUCCGCAAUGGCCAGUCAUUUCCGUAGCUACAUCUGGGACCCGGUCCUCAUAGUGAGUCAGAUUGUGUUGAUGCAGUGCAUCUACUACAGCUUCUUGGGCCUGUGGCUAGCUGGAGUGGACAGUCUGGUGCAAUCUAGUCGGUCACUGGACCAGAUCUUCAGCUAUGAAGUUCUUGGUUUUGCAACAAUGCAGGGCAGGCUUAUAAUGAUGGCAUUCAUCUUGAACUCUCUUACCUGCGCCCUCGGUCUGUGGCUCUUCAUCCGUCGGGGGAAACAGUGUCUGGACUUCACAGUCACCGUGCACUUCUUCCAUAUGAUCGGCUGCUGGAUAUAUAAUGCUCAUCUUCCAGCUGCCCUGUCCUGGUGGCUCGUCAAUAUAGCCUGCAUGGCGUUGAUGGCUGUAAUCGGAGAGUACAUGUGCAUGCGAACUGAGCUCAGGGCCAUUCCAGUCAAUAGCGGACCCAAAUCUAACCUGUGAAUUGUCGUUGACACCACGCUGAGAUUCUGUGGACAGUUAACCCCUGAGGAACUUGCUCAGAGAAGGCGUUUUACUGCUUGCAAAAGAAAUGGAGUAUUUACCUCUAGCAGCGUAGAUGUUGGAUUGUCAUCCAUCUCCGCUUCAAGUGAUACACCAGAUGAACUGAUCUAUUUAUUCAUAGCUGUCUGCUAAAUGUUGGACAGUAUUAACUCUGUAGCAUAUAAGAUACAUGUGUUAUUGCUUAUAAAAACAGACAUCAGUUUACACCUUUCUCUGAACCUAAUGACUAUACAUUUUAUUCUAAUUAAUUGCAUUUUGUUUUCAUUUUAAGUACAUUAGCAUGAGCACCUCAUUCUGUCAUUUUAAGAUUUGCGAUAUUUUUUCUUUUUUCUGGGUAUGUGCACGUCUUCAAAUGACAAAUUGAAACUUCAGAGCAAAUACAAACUGUCUUAAAAAGCAACAGCAGAGCAACGACAGUGCCAUUUUCCUCUCCUUGUGUUGAUAUAAUUACAAGCCUGCUGGGUUGGCAAACAAACAUAGACCAUCAUGUUGCAGGAUAUUUAGUUUUUAAAAUUAAAAUGUUCCAGUUGCACCUCACUGCAAUUUAGAGAUGUCAAUGUGCAAAAUAACCUAUUACAGCUUUUAUCACGUUUUCUUACAGCUCAUCUUAAAGUUUAAUGUUGGUUAAUGAGUUCAGUGUUCAAAUUGGUAUACUAUAGUUUUCUGAGACAAUAAUUGAUCAUUGUGUAAAUCAAAAUGUAGGAAAAAGUUUUCUGCUUUAUAAUCUCUCAACACAUUAUUCAUUAGUAUAAAGUCAGGCUUAUUUUUUAGAUUUCUGGAUUAAGUUUGCACAUUCAGUCUCACAAGGCCUUCCUUGUCAAACUUGUACCGCAUUUUGCACAGCUAGUACUGUUUGUUUCCGUCUCUUUAUGACAUGAUGUAUUAUGCAGACAUGGUGUCCACUUUGGGGACAGUCUGUCAGCCACCAGCUGUGUUCUGACAGCAGACUUUAUCUCCAUUUCUGAAAACACUAUUACUGUUUGUGGAACAAUAUCCGCUUUCUCAUUCAUCGAUGGCUUUUUUAAAAACCUGUCUAGGUGAACUGCCGGUUACUUGAGUAUUACAGGUCUUUUAACACAUACUUGUAUAUCUUUUUAUUCUGUGUGGUGACUGUCAGAUCGAACCUCUGAUGCUUUGAAAGUGUGGACUAUGCAGUGUCUUGUUUUGAAAUCUGGAUUUUUAAAUCAUAAGCAUACAUCAUACAUCAUUAUGCUGUAGGGGUUGAUAUUUAAAAGUUGUACAAUAGUUGGGAAAUGCACCUAUUUGCUUUCUUGCUGAGAGUUACAUGAGAAGAUCAGUAUCACUGUCGUAUCUGUCUGUUAAAUAUGAAGCUACAGCCAGCAAGUGGUUUGCAUAGCUAGGACAGGAAACUUGGGAAAAGCUAACCUGUUGUCCAAAGGCAAAUAAACUAAACCCAGAACACGUUUUAUCUCGUUUGAUUAAAACUAAAGUGUAAAAGUGAAAAGUUUAUUUUUUAUUUUUUUACAGAUUAACAUGAUUUAACAUGUUAAGGAGCUGUAUAGUUGCUGGUGGGCAUAUUUUGUCACCUUUCAGAGCCAGGCUAGCUGUCCCCCCCCCCCCAUUUACAGUCUUUAUGGUAAACUAAGCUAACCGGCUGUAGCUUCAUAUUUAUCACACAGUGGUAUUAAUCCUCUCAUAUAAUUCUUGAUAAGAAAGCAAAUGAGCGUAUAUCCCAAGUUAUGUUCAAACCCAUGACUACUCUUUCUAAGCCAGUGUCCCCUACUAUUUAAUUCUUUCUCUCAACAUCUGCUCUAGGAGUUUUCACAUGCAACGAGACCUUUGUAUUCUUUAACAUAAAGGUUAGCUUUUAUAAUGUAUUUAAAUACAAAGAACUUGAGCGAUUGAGCUAAUGACGUAAUUUAAUUCUCAGACUCGUUUCUAGUCCAGAAACAUCACAGGCAAGGUGUCAUAUUUUUUCCUCUAAAUUAUGGUACAAUGCCAGUACUUGUGUGCAUAUGCUGUUUAAUAAAACGCUACCAGUUCAUAUGGAAACUUGUAAAUCUCAGUCAGGAAACUGUAGGUGAAGAAAUAAUUGGCUAUUAUGCUUCAGAAGUCAAAGAUAGGACUUUUAAUGAGGGGCACACCACAAGCGUGUCUUCAGAUCUCUGAACGUUUUCCACCCCGGAGCCCUGAUCCCUCAUUUUCUCCCACUUCUGUUAGGUGUCCAGGUGGAAAGAAGCAGAUGGGAAAGCACUAACGAGUUCAAAAAACACUGGUUGCGGUCCUCAUUACCAACACUUUGCUUCAGGGAGAGCUAAAAACAGAAACUCUGUAGUAAGUGAGUCGUACAGCAGAGGACUUACUGCAUCGAUUAAAGGUUCCACUAUUUUA